GUCACAUGACCAGUUGCACAGCUGAGGGAUGCCGAGGCUUGCCCGUUGCUAGCCAGCUAGCCCGGUUAGCUGUGUCUAGCGAUUCUGGCAGAAUCGGGUGGAUUUUAUUCUUCAUUUUCUUAUCAAAUCCAAUCCAGUGGCCCGAACUGCCUGUCAUGGGGAGGGUACACUGCAUGUGGUCGUCGUCUGUACCCGCUCGUAAUGGCAGCUUUUGCUCAGGCUUCACAGUCAUAAAUCGUAGCUAGGGCUGUCCAGUUAGCUCAAGGCCAAUCGAAGAAAAGGCAGGCCGUCGGGUGGAUCAGAGAAGUUUGAGGGAUCGAAUCUUUCAAAUCCAGUUCAGGAUCAGUUCUUCAUUUGAAGCCAGCGCCGGCCUCUGCCAGUAUUUUCAUCACUUUCAACCCCCAGAUGAACCAUGUCUUCGUCAGGGUGCUGCCAGCUCCCCGGAUCCCUUUGCGAUUAUUCUGAGAACACUGAGCCCGAUGCCUCUAAGCAUGCAGAAGAGUCUGAUUCUACUACACAGGCCCAGUAUGUUGCCAAGGUUACAGCUAAAGAUGGCCGCCCACUCUCCACCGUCGUCAAAGCUGUGAGCUUGCAGAGCGAUGUGGGGAUGUGUCGGAUCUGUCAUGAGGGAGCCGGAGGGGAGACGCUGCUCUCGCCCUGCGACUGCACUGGUACUCUGGGAAAAGUGCACAAGAGCUGCCUGGAAAAGUGGCUGUCGUCCUCUAACACCAGCUACUGUGAACUUUGUCACACAGAGUUCACCAUUGAAAGGAGACCACAACCAUUGACACAGUGGCUGAAGGACCCCGGCCCUCGCAGUGAGAAGCGCACAUUGCUGUGUGACAUGGCCUGCUUCCUUCUCAUCACGCCCCUGGCGGCUAUCUCCGGGUGGUUGUGUCUCCGGGGGGCCCAGGACCAUCUGCAGCUGAAAAGCAGACUGGAGGCUGUUGGACUUAUUGCCCUAACCAUCGCCCUCUUCACCAUCUACAUCCUCUGGACACUGGUGUCGUUUCGGUAUCAUUGUCAGUUGUAUUCGGAGUGGAGGAGGACCAAUCAGAAGGUUCGCCUGCUCAUGCCCGACAUGAAGGGGGCGCACACCACCCAGCGUUCGGUGCCGACCAAGUCGACCAAGAAAAUGACUGACGAGACCAUCGUAUGAGUGCCGGGCAGUGGCGAGGGAAAUAAUGCAAAUCAAGCUCUCACAAGCACUCUAAAAACAAGAUUAAUCAUAGUAAUACUGAACUUUUGCACUUCAUACGGACGAUCCCGAAGGGAAAGAGAUGCUUUCUCCUCAUGAUUCUUUGUUACAGCACUUGAUUAAAAAAAAACAACAAUGAAAAAAACAAAAACAAAACUACGUUAUUGGCAGCCCACAAAAGUGGGUUUGGGAGGAACUCAUUACAGAGUGGUGUUAGAUUAAAAACUGUGUAUUCACCAGUGCUGGGAUGUGAACGAACUGACACUCAGAGAAUGCACUAACCAGCCUGACAUUUUAUGUCAGUGGCAGAAACUUAUAAAAAACUAAGACACAAGCUAAUGUAGCAGGAUAUAACUGAUUCAGCAUGCUACUACAGUAUAAUAAGAGACAUAUUCACUACCUAUAAUUCCCCUAUUAUGCCCCCUGCACAAUGUAUUUAGCUGGUUUUAAACCGUGGACGAACAGUAGUUCUGCAAAUGGAUAGGAACCUAAGAAGAUUGACAAAGUCUAGCUGUGAAUACUCCUUUUUUUUGUGUUUGUUUGUUUGUUUGACAAGUAGAGGGCGACUGUCACCUCUACCAUUGUCCCUGUCUAUAAUCUGAAGCUUUUUACGUUUGCAGGUACAGCUUUUACAUUGCUUUCUGUAGAGGGAAUAUUAAACCAUGCUCCUCCUUGGUCAGUAAAGGGAGACGCGUUGCAUCAGUCACACAUGUCAAGAGGGGUGGGAGGGGCUCCUGGGAAUCGUAGUUCCUAAAACGUCACUAACUCGCUCUGAAAAAGUGUUGAAGGCAUGAAAAGCUUUUACAUUCUAAUUGGAUGAUGUUUCUCUUCUGUUAUCAUAAAAGUGCAUUAGGAAAUAGCCUCACUCCACGUGUAAAUGCAUCACUUAUGAGCUGAGCUGAAUACAAACGGUCUGUGGUGAUGUCUUAUAAACCACAAGAAAUCCAGUUUAAAAAUAACAGCGAUCAUGUUUAGAUUGAAGGCAUUGGGGAAAUGGCAGACAUGUGAUUUGAGACCAGUUUGGGGCUCAGCAAAAUGCAAAAGAGAAAUGUGCUAUGAGAUGUCAAUCAAUGUAUACUAAAAGUAUUUUUGUGUUACUGUAGUCUUCCUGCUUCAUCCCCCUGGAAAGUUGGGUUAUUGUGCAAUAAAACAUGAGGGACUCCUGGA
Poeciliopsis prolifica (blackstripe livebearer) is the source of this 2365-nucleotide messenger RNA. RefSeq names its product E3 ubiquitin-protein ligase MARCHF2-like. Bases 413 to 1159 code for a protein of 248 amino acids. The record is from RefSeq and is a predicted model, not a curated record. Gene Ontology annotation, biological process: protein ubiquitination. Lineage: Eukaryota; Metazoa; Chordata; Actinopteri; Cyprinodontiformes; Poeciliidae. Gene Ontology annotation, molecular function: zinc ion binding; ubiquitin-protein transferase activity. The transcript has 5 exons.